This is a messenger RNA of Mercenaria mercenaria, 6480 nucleotides long. RefSeq names its product protocadherin Fat 4-like. Gene Ontology annotation, cellular component: cell-cell junction; plasma membrane. Lineage: Eukaryota; Metazoa; Mollusca; Bivalvia; Venerida; Veneridae. The coding region runs from base 83 to 2692 and encodes 869 amino acids. Gene Ontology annotation, biological process: homophilic cell-cell adhesion. The record is from RefSeq and is a predicted model, not a curated record. The transcript is spliced from 23 exons. Gene Ontology annotation, molecular function: calcium ion binding.
UUGAACAGUGUAUCGAACUAAAACGCUUGAAUGAAAAGUCAUUUCAGUAACCGCCCAAUGUAGCUUUCGUUUACCGGAAUAUAUGUUAUACAGGAUGCAAAGAUUGGUGUUUCUUGCUUUCGUGGUGCACAGGGCGCUAGCAGUCGCCCCAGUAUUUACCACACCGGACCCAAAUCCUGCAAACGCUGCUAAUAAGAUAUUAAUGAGUGAACUAAAGAAAGGAGGCGACAUAGUUCUGACGCUAGCAGCCACCGAUGCGGACACCCUGGUAGCGUCCUUGACCUACACAAUGGAUACUUCGGCACAAGCAACAAAAGAUUUGUUUGAAAUACCAACAAAUACCAACACCCUGAAGGUAAAAGCCGGAGUUAUAGAAGGAACGUUUGAUUACGAUCAGACUGGGGCUACGAGGGAGUACCCUAUUGAACUACAGGUAUCAGAUGGCACUGACACUACAUCAUUGACAACAAAAAUAUUGAUACAGGACGUAAAUGACAAUAAUCCAGUUUUUUCCGGAUUAGAGCCUUAUACCGGCAAUGUGCUUCAGUCUACAACUGGAGGUACAAUCGUGUAUAGUGUGACCGCCACAGAUGAUGAUGGUACAAACACUGAUAUUACCUAUGCGCUGGCUGGUGCACCUGAGUUUGUUAUCAAUAGUAAUACUGGAGAUAUAUCGGUGGCUGCAAAUGUUGUGCUUAACCUGGCAACGACAUAUUCCAUCACCGUCACCGCAACUGAUAACGGGAAUCCCCCAAAGGCUACAGCAAUAACUAUCACAUUUACUAUUGUCACAAAGCCAAUGUUUGUGAACCUGGCUUCCGAUACGACGAAAAGUAUAGACGAGAAUGUUGGUGUUGGUAUCACUGUUUUUACCGUUACGGUCAGCGAUGAGGAUACACCUACUGGUCUUACCGUUUCUAUAAUAAGUCAGUUACCCGAUGAUGACAGGUUUGAAAUGGACGGAAACACACUGGUAACUAAGAACGAUCUAAACGCGGAGUUACAUCGAUCGUACACUAUUAAAUUUCGGGUGUCUGAUGGAACAUAUACUACAGACAGCGCAGAUCUUACUGUCUCUGUUAAUGACUUGAACGACAAUACUCCCUCUAUUACGUCCGUAUCUGCCGUCACAAUUCCGGAAAACAAGGCUGUAUCCUCAACGUCGGUAGUUGUUGAUAUAGCUGCAACAGAUAAUGAUGCUACAUCACCCAAUAAUGAUUUGACAUACUCUAUAAUUUCUGGAAACACUGGAGGUUUAUUUGGAAUCAUCCCCGCAACUGGCGUAAUCUAUCUAACAACAGCUCCCAGGUCUAUGUCUGUGAGCCAGUAUAUUCUAAAGGUCAGUGUCGCGGACAAAGGAACACCAUCUAAUUCAGCUUCUAUUGAUGUUACGGUGAACAUUGAUCCUAACACAGUGAAUGAAUGUUCAAGCAACCCAUGUAGGAACAAUGGCGUUUGCACUUCAUUUGUUAAUGAAUACUCGUGCGCAUGCGCAAAUACAGGCUUUACUGGAGCUAACUGUGAGACUAAUAUUAACGACUGCACGAGCACUUCGUGCAAGAAUGGCGGAACGUGCAUAGAUGGUGUUAAUACUUACAGCUGUAACUGUGCUGCAGGGUAUAUAGGAACGACAUGCACACAAGCUUGUACGAGCAAUACAUAUGGAAUUGGGUGUGCGCAAACUUGUAACUGUAAUGCAUCAAGACUGGUCGAAAAUGUAGGAGCACAGCAGUGUAAUCACGUGACAGGGGCGUGUACCUGCAAUGCAAAAUGGACAGGAAAUGAUUGUCAAACUGAUGUUGAUGAAUGCACGACGAAUGCUAACAUUUGUACCGCAAUUGCAAACCAGGCUUGUGAAAACACCAUUGGAAGCUAUUAUUGCACUUGUAAACAGGGGUACAGGAGCACAACAGACAACACAUGCGAGAUAAGUACAUCAACUGAAACAUUGAAUGCGGGAGCAAAUGAAUUCAAGGCAACAGUGGCAAUGACGUUGGACAAAGCCUGUGUAGCAAAGGAUCUGGAAGUACCGUCUAAAUAUGCUGCAUUAAAGGCGGCCUUAGAAUCAAUGUUGCAGUCAAAAGUUUCACCAACACUACGUGUCCUUGUUUCUAAUAUUAGGUGUGGCUCAGUACUUUUCGACAGUAUCAUCAUAAUAAGUAACACAGAGGCUGCGAAGUCUCAGCUUGCCAGUGAUCUUCAAGAUUUAAGGAAUGGUGAGACAGCAGCUGUUGAUGGAGUGAACACAAAAGUCACCGCUAUGACAGUAAACGGCAACACAGUGGGAGUAACUUCCGGCACGAGUAACACAGGAGCAAAAGUGUGUCAGGUGUAUUCAACAUACGUCACGUGUCCGACAGGUCAGACGUGUCAGUACGUAGAUAGUACGGCAGCAUGCAGAACUAUACCUGAAGAAGACGACGACAAUCUUGAUUUGAUAUUAGGCCUUGGACUUGGUAUAGGUCUACCUCUUAUUUUGAUUAUAAUCAUAACGGCCAUUGUUUGUUUCUGGAUGAACAAUAAAGAACAGUACGAGAAAAGGCGAAGGAGGUAUGUGUCGGGGCGGGACAGUUAUGUAAUGGACUGGAGAGAUGACAACAGACGAUCAUAUGACCGUCCGAGGAGCGACCGUUAUGACUAUGUAGAUAAAAGGGACUUUUAUGGACUUUCUACUGACGGUUAUCGUUUCUAGAUAGAUAUUCAAUUUUGAGGUUCUGCUGGACUUUUAAAAGAGAUUAGUUACGGAAGUUAAGAGAUUAGAUGCGGGAUGUUAAAGUAAUAUAUCUAAGCGACUUUUUUAAAUAAAAAAAUGUGUAUCUUUGUAAUACAUGAUGAAGUUUUCCACAACUGGUUUUACGAAACCUGAACGUUUUGACUUCGGAGCUGACAUUUCGUGUUUUCGGGCAACAGAAACGAAAUAAACAAGAGACUGGGUGUGUCAGGACAAUUUCGAUGAUAAGUGAAUUUAUUUUUUGUAACAUACAAUGAUUAACCUAGUGCCUUUAUCAACACUGAGGCUGUGUGAAAAGUGUGAAAUAUGCAUGUUGUACAUUAUCUUUGGCAAUAUAUUUAUUAUAGGCAUUUUGUAUCAUACAUGAAUGAUGAUACUAUUUUUAGCCCGACAAUCGAAGAAUAUGUAGAACUAUUGGACUCGUCGAUUCGUCGGCGUCCACGUUCCCGUCGGCGUCCCGGUUUUAGUAAAGUUUUUGUAUUUAAGCUUGUAUUUCAGGACCAACUAAUGGGAAUGGAUUGAAACUUCACACACAUAUCCACUGUGAUGAUCUGACACGCAUUGUACAGGAUCCAUAACUCUGUUUUGCAUUUUUACAAAAUUAUGCCCCUUUUUCGACUUGACAAGGCUGUUGAAUAGUCGAGCGUUGCUGUCCUUCGACAGCUCUUGUUUUCUUUAGUUCUGGGGGUGGGGGGGAUUUAGAAUAUAUUAUGACUUGUGUAAGUUGAACGUAAAGAUAUGAAAUAAUAGUUUUGUAUUUAUAAACAAGAGGGAUUUAAAAGGGCUACAUCUAGCUAUAUAAAUGGAAACUGCCUUUAUUAAGCAUACUUUAGUAAGAUUUAAUUUGUCAUUUGCAAUGCACACAAUAGUCGAUAUAUCAUUCAAGAUCAGAAGGAGUAGCAAUAAAUAUGUAUCAAAAAUGACAGGUGUUCAAACACGUUUCAAAAUUUUGGCAUUUAUUUUCCUUCACUCUCAGUAAGUCUUUAAAUUAAAUAUUUAAGUAAGGUUUUUGUGCAUUGAGCUAAGGGGCGUAUGAUUUGUCUUUUUGUUUAUAUCAGGUGAUUAAAAUAAAGUUGUAGAAUUUUUCAUUUGAGCUUUCUUAGAGCCUUAGUCGUCAUAAAAUGAUUUUGUUAAGUAUAUUUCACAUUAUCUAUUUAAAACUGAGACGAGUCCAGCGAACUAUGUUAGGUUUGGAAUAAUUUUACGCUCAAUUUCAAACGUAGACACAUAAACAUCUCAUACUUAUUUACUAUAAAAACGGAUAGAGAGUUAAAAAAAAAACAUUUGAGCCGUGCCAUGGGAAAACCAACAUAGUGGGUAUGCGACCAGCAUGGAUCCAGACCAGCCUGCGCAUCCGCGCAGUCUGGUCAGGCUCCAUGCUGUUCGCUUUUAAAGCCUACUGGAAUUGGAGAAACUGUUAGCGAACAGCAUGGAUCCUGACCAGACUGCGCGGAUGCGCAGGCUGGUCUGGAUCCAUGCUGGUCGCAUACCCACUAUGUUGGUUUUCUCAUGGCACGGCUCAUUUCAGUUUCUCGAUUAAUGGGCAUUGUUAGAUCAAAUACUAUUGCAAUUCAAUGUGUUUAGGCGUUUAUUGACUACUAUCAAUAGCAGAGAUGAUAUUUCUUCUUUAAGAUAUAUUUAAUUUUUAUUGUCAGAAUUUAUUGUCCAACAAAAAAAUCAGUCUACAGCGGUUUUCCUGCAGUGACAUAGAAGUGUUUCAUGUCACAGAGACCAGUCCGAUUACUAACCUUACUUUCAUCGUUUACCUUACCCAUUUUUGAGGUUACGUUUACAGUCAACUCUUUGAUGUAGGCCAGAUUCUUAAUUGACAUUUCUAUGAAUACGAAUAUAAAAUAUAAUGAUUACGUUUUUGUUCGAUAUUUCCGUUAACUAAAAGACAAAAUAGCUUCAAUAUUUAAAAAUGCUAGAACAUGCAAAUUUAUUAAAAUGACGUAAUACUAUGCAUUAUCCCUAGUGUCAAUAGAGUCACAAAAAUAUCUUCGAAUGUUUGAAAAAAAAGUCAAGGUGCGCUAUGUCCUGAAUUCGUGCAUGUGUUAUUUUUUUCUGUGCCAUACCAUUUUAUGUACGGCUCGUGUCGUAAAAAACUGAAGCAAGGCUUAAAGUUGUAUUCGACACGAGCCCGUCCAAGAAAAAGUCACACGCACUUUUUAUGUGUGCCAAUAACACCGUGUAUUUCUGACGGAACUGUCUUUUUUACAUGAUAUUUUUGAUAUAAAUUCGUAUAUAUAUGCUCAUACAUGCGUGACAACCAAGCUUUAAACAAGGGAUUAAACUGCUAAGCAUAUAUUAUAUACGAAAGUGAUAUAAACUUGAAGUUUUGAAUGUACAGAAAUUAAGUCAUAAAUCACAAUUUAUUUUCUUGCAGCAUUGUAUCUGCUCAAAUUGCUUGUAUGACUUGUAUGAAUGAUUGAGGUUUUAAAAAAAUAUUUUUCAUGUACGCAAGGUAUUUGUGGUAGUAUAUCUAAAGAAGAAGCUUUAGCAAUAUAUACAGAUAUCGUAUGUAUUACAUUUCAAAACUUUUUAAUCAAUAUUAUUUUACUUGAUAAAUUCUAUACUAUUCUGAGUAUAUUCAACAGACUUCAUGAAUUGUUUUUGUAAAAGAUUCUGAGCUUAAUUAUGUCUCCCACCACAUAGUGGUGUGGGAGACAUAUUGAUUUACUCCUGUGUGUCUGUGUGUCUGUCACAAAGCUUGUCCGCACUCUAAGUCGAACAUUUCUCAUCUGGAUCUCCAUCAAACUUGAACAAAAUGUGUGUGCCAAUAUGUCCUCGGCCAAGUUCGAUAACUAGCUUAAUCGGCCCAGGCACUUCGGAAUUAUGGCCCUUGAACAUAAUCACCGAUACACAGAUGUAGGCCGGUUACUCCAACAUGUGAAUACCAACAGGCCGCUUACUGCAACACGUAAACAGUAUAUAAAGACAGACUUACUAUUCAGAUGAUUAGGCAGUUGUGGGAGACCUGCGCUUUUCUCAAAAGCACCUCUAGUUUUUACAUUCUUUUACAUUUAUUUACUAAAGAAAAACGUUUCCUUCUAAAUUUUGAAAAUCAUGACACCAUUUCGAAGGCAUGCUCCCAUAAAUGUAUAUUAUUUUAAUUUGAUAGCAUCCUUAAAAUUUUGUUCAGAGAGGUCACUGAUUGCAUAAGGUUUAUAUGAGAAUGACCUGAGUAGCUUAGACGCAGAAUUUUAUUCUAAAAUAUUCUAUAUAAUUCAGGUCAGAAUUACAGCAAUUGAAGUUACUCUGUUUUCUGUAUACAUAACAUUCGGGCUAUGACAAUGUUGCCAAAUCUGCAAUAAUUCAAAUUAUUCAAUUAUUCAAACAAAAAUGGCGGUCUAUCAGUGAAUGGAAAAAGAACGAAACAAUGGUAACAUAGUGCAAUAUGCCAAACACGCGAUACAGAUUACUCAUAAAUCAAAUAAUUUCUAUUUUAUGCAACAGUCAAAAGUGCUGUAAAAUUGAAAUUCUUUCUGUUCAACCAAUGAGUUGUCUACAUAUCGCGGCCGUUCUUUCCUCAAGUUAUAAAACACUUUUCACUUUAAUUUAUUAUGUAAAGUUAUGUUAACAUAUUAGCAUGUAUUCUUCGUUUCUUCGUAGCAAACUGCAAUGAAACAUAUCUUAAAACUAUGUGGGAUAUUUUGAUCGUUUAUUGAACAAUAAGUUUGAAGUGGUUUACUAUUUAUAACUUUAUUUAAUGCGGGAGUGAAUAAAAUCUUUGGAUUUUUAUAAACCAA